This is a messenger RNA of Balaenoptera acutorostrata (minke whale), 4451 nucleotides long. It is a transcript of the gene NDUFS1, whose product is annotated as NADH:ubiquinone oxidoreductase core subunit S1. Gene Ontology annotation, molecular function: NADH dehydrogenase (ubiquinone) activity; iron-sulfur cluster binding. The transcript has 20 exons. Lineage: Eukaryota; Metazoa; Chordata; Mammalia; Artiodactyla; Balaenopteridae. The record is from RefSeq and is a predicted model, not a curated record. The coding region runs from base 163 to 2346 and encodes 727 amino acids. Gene Ontology annotation, biological process: ATP synthesis coupled electron transport. Gene Ontology annotation, cellular component: membrane.
CGAACUGGGGUUUCUAGUCCCUCCCGGCUUUCCGUUCUUCCAGGCCCGGCUGACUGAGAUACCCGAGGCCGCCAUAUUGAAUAAGAAACCUGGCGUCUGAAGGUUUCGGCGGGGUGUAGACAAUUCUGCAGGGCAGCCUCGGCGGCUCCAGGGAGAAGCAAUAUGUUAAGGAUACCUGUAAGAAGGGCCUUAGUGAGCCUUUCUAAGUCUCCUAAAGGAUGUGUUCGAGCAACUGCCACAGCAGCAAGCAACUUGAUUGAAGUAUUUGUUGAUGGUCAGUCUGUCAUGGUGGAACCAGGAACUACCAUCCUCCAAGCUUGUGAGAAGGUUGGCAUGCAGAUCCCUCGAUUCUGUUAUCAUGAAAGGUUGUCUGUUGCUGGAAACUGCAGGAUGUGCCUUGUUGAAAUUGAGAAAGCUCCUAAGGUUGUAGCUGCUUGUGCCAUGCCAGUAAUGAAAGGUUGGAACAUCCUGACAAACUCAGAGAAAACUAAGAAAGCCAGGGAAGGUGUGAUGGAGUUCUUACUAGCAAAUCACCCACUGGAUUGUCCUAUUUGUGACCAGGGAGGUGAAUGUGAUCUGCAGGAUCAGUCCAUGAUGUUUGGAAGUGAUAGGAGCCGGUUUUUAGAGGGGAAACGUGCUGUGGAGGACAAGAACAUUGGGCCAUUGGUAAAAACCAUUAUGACUAGAUGUAUACAGUGUACUCGGUGCAUCAGGUUUGCAAGUGAGAUUGCAGGAGUAGAUGAUCUGGGAACAACAGGCAGAGGAAAUGAUAUGCAAGUUGGCACAUACAUUGAAAAAAUGUUCAUGUCUGAACUUUCUGGGAAUAUCAUUGACAUCUGCCCUGUAGGUGCCCUGACCUCUAAGCCCUAUGCCUUUACUGCUCGGCCUUGGGAAACAAGAAAGACAGAAUCCAUUGAUGUAAUGGAUGCAGUUGGAAGUAAUAUUGUGGUCAGCACAAGAACCGGAGAGGUAAUGAGGAUUUUGCCAAGGAUGCAUGAGGACAUCAAUGAAGAGUGGAUCUCUGAUAAAACCAGAUUCGCCUAUGAUGGGCUAAAACGUCAAAGACUUACCGAGCCGAUGGUCAGAAAUGAAAAGGGGCUUUUAACAUACACCACCUGGGAGGACGCACUCUCGCGUGUAGCUGGAAUGUUGCAGAGUUUUCAAGGCAACGAUGUGGCAGCAAUUGCAGGUGGCUUGGUGGAUGCUGAAGCCCUAGUAGCACUCAAAGAUUUACUUAAUAGAGUGGACUCUGACACCCUAUGCACUGAAGAGGUCUUCCCCACCACAGGAGCUGGCACAGAUCUACGUUCCAAUUAUCUUCUUAAUACUACAAUUGCCGGUGUGGAAGAGACAGAUGUUGUCCUCCUGGUUGGUACAAAUCCACGUUUUGAGGCACCACUAUUUAAUGCUAGAAUUCGAAAGAGCUGGCUUCAUAAUGACUUAAAAGUGGCCCUUAUAGGCAGCCCUGUUGAUCUCACUUACAGCUAUGACCAUCUGGGAGAUUCUCCCAAAAUUCUUCAAGACAUUGCUUCGGGCAGCCAUCCUUUCAGCCAGGUCCUAAAGGAAGCUAAAAAACCAAUGGUGGUUUUAGGCAGUUCUGCACUCCAAAGAAAUGAUGGGGCAGCAAUUCUUGCAGCUGUUUCCAACAUUGCUCAAAAGAUUCGGAUGAGUAGUGGUGUUACUGGUGAUUGGAAAGUUAUGAAUAUCCUUCAUAGGAUUGCAAGCCAAGUAGCUGCUUUGGACCUUGGCUAUAAACCUGGGGUGGAAGCAAUUCGGAAGAACCCUCCCAAAGUGCUGUUUCUCCUGGGAGCAGAUGGAGGUUGUAUUACUCGACAGGAUUUGCCAAAGGAUUGUUUCAUUAUUUAUCAAGGACAUCAUGGUGAUGUUGGAGCUCCUAUAGCGGAUGUUAUUCUCCCCGGUGCUGCUUACACAGAGAAGUCUGCUACUUAUGUCAAUACUGAGGGCCGAGCUCAGCAGACUAAAGUAGCAGUGACACCUCCUGGCUUGGCAAGAGAAGACUGGAAAAUUAUAAGAGCGCUUUCUGAGAUUGCAGGUAUGACUCUUCCAUAUGAUACUCUGGAUCAAGUAAGGAACAGAUUGGAAGAAGUCUCUCCUAAUCUUGUUCGAUAUGAUGAUGUCGAAGGAGCUAAUUAUUUCCAGCAAGCAAAUGAGCUUUCCAAGCUAGUGAACCAGCAGCUUCUUGCUGAUCCACUUGUUCCACCUCAGCUAACGAUAAGAGACUUCUACAUGACAGAUUCAAUUAGCAGAGCCUCACAGACAAUGGCUAAAUGUGUCAAAGCUGUCACAGAGGGUGCCCAUGCAGUAGAGGAACCAACCAUAUGCUGAAACAUCUACUAGCACCCACACUGUUGCUGACCUCAAGGGGGCAAACACUUUCAGUUUUGUGUUUCGCACAGUACUCUUCAGUGAAUGAGUGUAGAUUUCAUAGGAUUCUUGGUGAGGGAAUAUUGCAUUCAAAUGGAGAAAAGGUGAUAUAUAACUAAGAUGGUCCAGGAUCCUAGGACUGCCAUCUAGGCAGCAUGUGUUGAACUUGGAAUUCUGUAAAGAAUACCUUGUUUGGGCUAAGUAGUACUCAAUAAAAUUUGUUGGUUUUUACAUAAAGUAAACAUGAAAGUCUGUCCCAUGGGCACCUAUUAGUCACUUAAUGCUAAAUAUUAAGGUUAUUGUGACCAUAAGCAUUGAUGAUGGUUGCAAAACUUUCUGAAGAAGAGAGCCAGAUAGAAGAAAAAUACAUAUAGAUGAGAAGAAUAACAGCUGAUGGAAUUUUGAUUCUAAGCAACGAGGGAGUCAACAUGAGAAAUCUACAGAGGAUCAAGGCCAAGUCCUUUUAGGUGAAGACGGCAGUCUGGAAAGACCCUGGAAUAAUAAAUAAUACCAUUUAGAAAAGACUAAAUGGCACUAAUAUGUGCCAUUAAAGCUUUAAGUACAUUGUGUCUAAUUUUCACAAAACCCUGCUAACAUUCGGUAUUAAGACCCAAGAAAUAUCAAAUAACUCACCCAUUGUUACCCAGUUAAAGACUAAAGGCAAGAAUGUUUAAUUAGAGAUAUUUUUUACUGUCCCAUUUUGCCUCAAAAAACCUUGUGGACCACUAUAAGAAUUGAAUAGAUAUACAGGAAAAAUUUUAAAGCCUAAACUUCAUACAGAAUACCCCCCAAAUUUAUUGUGAAUUGUAGUAAAAUGAAUACAUCAAUAAAAAGUAUUAUACCUUAUUAACAAUACUCAGUAUACAAUAAUUUAUUAUUGUUUGGUGCUGAGUUGUUUAAACACUGUUUCUUGCCAGGUCAGAAGGAUCUUGUUCAACUUUGGAAAUAUUACUUGGAAAAAUUUAACGAUUUCUUCAUCUGUAAAAUGAGGAUAAAUGUUCUAAUAAUUGUACCUACUUCCAACCUUAUAGGGUUGUUAUGAGGAGCAAGUCAGAAAGCCUCUAAAACUUUCUUGGCCUAUUUCCUGACACAUAGUGAAUGCUCAAUGUGCUUAGGGACUGAGAACCAUCAUUAUAGGAAAAUGUGUAUUCAGAACUUUGCUGGAUGUUUCAGGAGGUUGCAGCUAACCAUCCAUGGGAGCCCUUGAAGUCCCCCUUCUAAGUGAAUUGAGUAAAAAACUCAAUUCCAUUGAUUGUGAGGGAAAGUCAUGCCUAAUAUAACCUGUAGCUGCUGUUUUCCUAAAGAAAUGGAUUUCUUUCCUAAGACUCGACAAUUAAAUGACUUGUCCAAGGUCAACCCAAGUAACAGAAUACUGCUACUACAAACUGUCCACCAGCGUUGUGAAGAUUAACUUAUUAUGCAGAGCUCUGCAUAUUUUGAUGGAAUUUUUACUAGUCACAGUAAGAUUUACUGAGUCUGUUGGAUUCUAACCCUUAAAAGAGACUACUUCUGAAAGCAAAAACAAAAGGCAGUGCAAUCAGAAGAGGGAAAACUAUAUGCUGGUGAUAGAAAGGGUACUGAAGGAGGGUAAGAGCUAUUGAUGUGCAUAAAAGGGGACAGGUGAAUUCUUACGCCAACAUGAACCUUUAGCUAAUAUAAACUGUCAGCUUUAUUGUUGCCAAAACAAAUUACCCCACCACGAUUCAAGCUCCCACGGGGAGAGGAACUAAAGCAGCUUAGCAACAAAAGCAGUGGUAAGAGAUGGUUUUUUUUUUUUAAUGUUAACAAUGUCAUUCAUGACCACUGUUAAAAUGUCACUAGCAAAGUGAUUACAAACCCCUGUUACCAAAGGCCCAGUGUGGCUGGGGAAUAGUUCAAGCAGAAAUAAAUGACACGCAUGAGUAUGACAAUUUUUUAGACAUUUUUUUAAGGUUAAUCUUACCUUAGCAUAGCUAGACCUUAGGUUUGUGAUUGACCCAACUUUGGGGAACAAGUACACGUGAAAAAAAUGAACCUUGAUAAAGACAUUUCGGAACCAAAAAAGUGUGUGUGUAUACAUAUAUGGC